Molecule: messenger RNA, 3274 nt
Organism: Protopterus annectens (West African lungfish)
Lineage: Eukaryota; Metazoa; Chordata; Ceratodontiformes; Protopteridae
Gene: MAN2B1
Product: mannosidase alpha class 2B member 1
Exons: 24
Coding region: 50-3091 (1013 amino acids)
Biological process (GO): mannose metabolic process
Cellular component (GO): lysosome
Molecular function (GO): alpha-mannosidase activity; carbohydrate binding
Source: RefSeq, a predicted model, not a curated record
GGGAGCCUGUCAGCUGACAAGCAGUCGAAGUUCUGGUUUCACUCCAAAGAUGGCUUUGGGAACUGGCAGCUGUUUUGUAAUAGCCGCAUUUCUGUGGCAGCUACUUUUUCUGGUAGUGCUGGCUGGGCCAAUCCCAAGUGGUUCAGGAGGCUGUGGGUACCAAUCUUGCCCAGUGACCAGACCAGAAUUCCUGAAUGUACAUCUGGUGCCGCACACACACAACGAUGUUGGCUGGCUGAAAACUGUUGACCAGUAUUUUUAUGGAGCCCGCAACAACAUCCAACAUGCUGGUGUACAGUACAUCCUGGACUCUGUCAUACCUCAGCUACUUGCCGACCCAGCAAAACGAUUUAUAUAUGUGGAGAUUGCCUUCUUCUACCGCUGGUGGAAUCAGCAAAGUGAACAGAUGAGAAAGAAGGUCAAACAGCUGGUUAAUGAGGGUCGGCUGGAAUUCAUUAAUGGAGGCUGGUGCAUGAAUGAUGAGGCAGCCACACACUACAACCCCAUUAUUGACCAGAUGACACUAGGAUUUCAGUUUCUAAAUGAUACUUUUGGAGAAUGUGGUCGACCUCGUGUGGCAUGGCAUAUUGACCCAUUUGGACAUUCCCGGGAACAGGCUUCCCUCUUUGCUCAGAUGGGUUUCGAUGGAUGGUUCUUUGGACGCAUUGACUACCAAGAUAAAAAUAACCGUGAAACAAACAAGGAGAUGGAGCAAGUUUGGCGUGCCAGCACUAACCUGGAACCACCAAGAGCCGAUCUUUUCAGUGGUGUUCUUCCCAAUGGCUAUAAUCCACCUGAUUCUUUCUGCUGGGAUGUUCUCUGUUCAGAUAGUCCAAUAAUGGAUGACCCAAACCUGGAAGACUACAACGUUGAUGAUGUUGUUUCUACUUUUAUAAGCACAGCACAGAGCCAGUCAAAACAUUAUAGAACAAAUCACAUUAUCAUGACCAUGGGAUCCGAUUUCCAGUAUGAAAAUGCAAACUUGUGGUACAAGAACAUGGACAAAUUGAUCAAACAUGUCAAUGCUCAGCAAGCAAACUCCAGUAAGGUUAAUGUAUUCUACUCCACUCCAAGUUGCUACUUGCAGGAGUUGAACAAAGCUAAUUUAUCUUGGUCUGUAAAGUCAGAUGAUUUCUUUCCUUAUGCUGACGGACCACAUCAGUUUUGGACUGGCUACUUCACCAGCCGACCAGCUUUCAAACGCUAUGAAAGGAUGAGCAAUAACUUCUUACAGGUCUGCAACCAGCUGGAAGUCCUAGCUGGGCCAUUGUCUAAGCAGGGGCCAUAUGGCAAAGCUAGCAGCUUUGUUUUCAGGGAGGCGAUGGGAGUGGCCCAACACCAUGAUGCUGUCACUGGUACAGAGAAGCAGCACGUUGCCGAUGACUAUGCCAAACGCCUGACAGUAGGCUGGCUUCAGUGUCAGGUUUUGGUGAGCAAUGCUUUGUCGAGUCUGAGUGGAAGUAAACAGAACUUUGUAUUCUGCAACAAGCUUAACAUUAGCGUGUGUCCCCUCACAGAGUCUGCCAGCACUUUCUCAGUGCAGGUGUACAAUCCGCUGCCACGCCGCAUUACCUGGAACAUUCGGCUUCCAGUAAAUGGAACAGCUUACAACGUGUUGGGCCCGAAUGACAAAUCUGUGCCAAACCAGGUUGUUCCUGUAUCAAACUUUACAAAAAUGGUAAGAGAAAAUAAAGGAUAUGCUACAAGUGAGCUCCUGUUUCAGGCUACCAUCCCUGCUGUGGGAUUCAGCACCUAUACUGUUACCAAAGAAGCUGCUGGUAAGAUGAUUCAUCAAAGACGGUCAAAGUGGGUACAGCAGUAUAACCAGCAAAUGGAGAAAUCCAAGCAUCUCACCAUUACAAAUGAGCAUGUGGAGGUUUCCUUCAGUCCAGACACAGGAUUACUCAAAAUGAUCAGAAACCUUGAUAAAGGUAUCUCACUUAAUGUUGCCCAGAACUUUUUCUGGUACAAUGCCAGCGUUGGUAAUAGUGAGAGCAGUCAGGUUUCAGGGGCGUACAUAUUUCGACCUGACAGCAACAAACCAUUUCCUGUCUCCAGCUCAUUAGAGACCUACACAGUACAGAACGACCUUGUACAGGAGGUGUACCAGAACUUCUCAUCUUGGUGCUCACAGGUAGUGAGACUAUACAAAGGUCAGAGAUUUGUGGAAUUGGAAUGGACAGUCGGGCCAAUCCCUAUAGAAGAUAAUUGGGGCAAAGAAAUCAUCAGCCGCUUUGAUACGCCUUUGAAAACCAGUGGAAUCUUUUAUACAGACUCGAAUGGAAGAGAGAUUUUGCAAAGAAGGCGAGAUUACCGACCAACAUGGAAACUGGAACAGACAGAACCAGUUGCUGGCAACUAUUACCCAGUGAACAGCAGGAUUUUUAUCAAGGACAACAACGUACAGCUGACUGUAUUAACAGAUAGGUCACAGGGAGGCAGCAGCAUCACCGAUGGAUCACUGGAGCUUAUGGUUCAUCGUAGACUUUUACAUGAUGACGCUCGUGGGGUUGGGGAGCCAUUGUUUGAACCUGGUGAUAACAAUAAAGGUCUAAUUGUUCGAGGCAAACACAUACUUUACCUGGACACACCUGAGUCAUCUGCUGAUUUCCACAGGCCACAAGCACAACAGGAGUUCAUAGCCCCACAGAUCAUUCUUUCAGCAACAGGAAGCAAGCCGUACAGGGAGAAGGGGAACAUCAUUAAAGAGUUUUCUGCCUUAAAGCAUGAGCUUCCUGUCAAUGUCCACCUCCUGACUUUAGCUCAGUGGGAUGACCAGUCUGUGCUGAUCCGGCUAGAAAACCAGUUUGAACAGAAGGAGAGCAGCAAUUAUUCUCAGCCAGUCACUGUGAAUUUGCUGGAUUUGUUUUCAGCCUUCACCAUCACGUCUGUGCAAGAAAUGUCACUUGGCUCAAACCAGCUAAAGGAGAAAAUGUCACGAAUGAAGUGGAGGAACACAGCUGAAUCGCCAUCUGGUAAACAAGUGGGGAGUUCCAUUACAAGAGAUUUUGCCAAAGUCCUGCUGAACCCCAUGGAAAUUCGUACCUUUCUGGUCUCUAUCAAACAUAACAACCCAGCUUCAUGGGAGUGAUGGGUUUUGCCACUGUACAAAAGAGCUGCUGCCUACUUGAUUUGCAAGCCGGGAAAGAACACGUCUAUUUUACAAAAAUUUUCAGAGAUGCCUUACAGCAUAUGCUGAUAAAUUCAUAUUUUCAUUGCCUGGACCAACAUUGUGAAGAAUGUAAAAAAUGCAAAAUAAGGUUCCAUUAUGACA